This is a messenger RNA of Cetraspora pellucida, 423 nucleotides long. The record is from the annotation of a GenBank genome assembly. NCBI's taxonomy places the organism in Eukaryota, Fungi, Glomeromycota, Glomeromycetes, Diversisporales, Gigasporaceae.
AUGCAUUUCUUGGAAACAUCACAAAAUCCCUACUUCCCUGGCUCGAAUAAUAUUUGUUAUUCUUCUCUUUCAAUAAUCAAUAAUAAAUUGCACCUCAUACUCCACGCUUACGUUAUCUUAGAAGAUAUAUAUAGGGCUUUAUAUCUCUUCUUCGAUUCAAAAAAACGUGAUUUAGUUCUCAUUGAAGAAAAAAGUAUUGUCAUAACAACUGAGAGAACAACAAACAACAAAAACGAGACUUUUCAACAACAAAAAUAUGAGUCUGCCCUUAAUGCUGAAGAAAGACGUUUGAUUCGUAUGAAGAAUGCUCUUUGGAGGCGUAUGAGUCCUUCUAUCAGUUGUAUCGGAAAAGACAACAAACUAGUUUCCCCAAAAACUUUGAAAUGUUAUAUUACAAAAACAAGUCAAACUAUUCUGAAAUAA